AGAAUUCUACUAGUUACAUUAAUUAAUUGCAUUUCAUACAUUACAGAAUAUUAUGUUUAGUUGUAUGAAUUGCUUGAAAUUUUUAUUUUUUUUCCUUUUCUUUUAAAGUAGUGUCUUAAAUAAAAUGUAAACUAUAAAAGCUAUUAAAAAAUUUUUUUAAAAUUUUCCUUUGCUACAAUUAAAUCACUAUUAAAGUAGUAUUUCCUUCUUGACAGUGACUUCACCCAAUCAAAGUCAAAUGGACUCAUCUCAUUUUGAUGAUAACUUCUUAAAAUUGAAUCUACUCACAAGUAUUAUUGGAGUCAUAUAUACUGUCAGGCAUAUAAUGAUGCAAAUUCCUAGAAGACAGAUUUAUCAACCAUUGACAACUAUUAAACUAUUAAAAUGUCUCUCUGAAAAAAGCAUUACAAUAAAAAAACAAAAAAGUCCAAAAAAACGAUGUUGGAAAAGACAGACAUCUAGUGUACAUUGGGAAAUAACUAUUCCUAAAUAUACUGAUACAUAUUUUCAUAUAAAGUUUCAUGUCUCAAAAUAUACUUUUCAGGAUAUAUUAAAGUACUGUUCCCCUUAUUUAAUGAAAAAGGAUACUAAUAUGAGAUGUGCUAUACCAGUAGAAAAACGUGUUGGUAUUGCUAUUCAUGUGUUGAGUAAUGCUUCUGAUUACACUACAAUUGCAAAUUUAUAUGGAAUUGGUAAAAGUACCGUGGGAAAAAUUUUGAAGGAAUUUUGUGAUGUUUUAUGCCAAGUUUUGUAUCAGCAGAUCAUAAAAUUGCCCUCCACAUCAAGUGAUUUGGAUGAAGUUGUGAAUGGAUUUUUUAAUCAGUGGAAUUUUCCAGAUGUAUUUGGUUGUCUUGAUGGAAUCCAUAUUCCAAUAAUGGCUCCAAAAAGAGGUUAUCCAGAUGAUUAUAGAAAUGAUCAGAAAGGUUUUUCAAUAGUUCUUUUGGGUUUGUGUGAUCAUAAAUACAAUUUUAGAUAUAUUAAUGUUGGUUCUCCUGGUAAGAUGUCUAAUGCUGAAAUAUUUGAAAAUACUUUAUUGAGUAAAUUUGCAAAACAGCAGGUUUUGUUUCCCAAAGAGAGAGACUUACAUAUUGUUGCUAAUGCUUCUUUUCCCUUUAAUCUGUGGUUAAUGAGACCUAUUUUGCAUUCUAAUUUAAGCAAAGAAGAAGAAAAUUUUAAUAAUUCUAUUUCUAAUGUUUUGACUGCAAUAAAGGAGACAUUUGCUAGAUUAAAAGGAAGAUGGAAAAUUUUAAUGAGAAGAUGUGAUAUAAAAUUAGAAGAUGUAAAUAAAAUAAUUGUUGCUUGUUGCAUUUUACAUAAUAUUUGUGAAAAAAAUGGUGAUGCAUUUUUAAAUGAAUGGUAUGUGGAUAAUAUUGAUAACCCUGUAUUGAUUCUUCAGAAUAAUAAUGAAAUAUCAGAUGAUGCUACAGUGAAAAGGAACAAACUUAUUUAUGAUUUAGUUAAACUUUAAUGAAAUUCUAUAGUAUUAAUAACUAUACAUUCUUUAAUCAUAAUUGUAUUGUGUAAUUUGUAACGAUGAUUAAAUGUGAUUUCUAAACUUUG
Messenger RNA from Centruroides sculpturatus (bark scorpion), 1560 nucleotides. Its product is annotated as protein ANTAGONIST OF LIKE HETEROCHROMATIN PROTEIN 1-like. Bases 239 to 1468 code for a protein of 409 amino acids. The transcript has a single exon. Lineage: Eukaryota; Metazoa; Arthropoda; Arachnida; Scorpiones; Buthidae. The record is from RefSeq and is a predicted model, not a curated record.